Messenger RNA from Durusdinium trenchii, 3905 nucleotides. The record is from the annotation of a GenBank genome assembly. NCBI's taxonomy places the organism in Eukaryota, Dinophyceae, Suessiales, Symbiodiniaceae.
AGCCCUCCCUGGACCUCUUUGAUCGAUUUUCACGUCUUCGGGGUCAAGCUGUUCAAGGAAGUAGCUCCAAAGACUCUGUCAGGUGUCUCCUUCCAAUGCACAUCUUGUCACCGUCGCAGUGGUGGGAAAGCAGGCGACAUCGAAUUUCCACACAACAAGCCGUCAGAUUGCAUGAAACUGUGAACCCAGAUAGAUGGUGCAUCACUUACUUUGACCUCAAGUUCUUCGAGUCUGAGGUCCAAAGAGCUAUUCAAGGUGGCCUAACUUUUCAGGAGAACUUUGACGUUUCGCUUGGGCCCAGUAUUUAUGCAGUCAAUGAAGAGUACAUCAAACCAGUCACCGCCGCUGCUGGCAAAAUGAGCUGGGCAUUGAUGAUGAAUCCGGAUGGACUUGACUGCGAUCUCUUCAUUACUCAUGCUUGGCAGGAAAGCGUUCUUGAAUUUACGCAAAAAGGUGACAUCUUGGCCUUGGAGUGCGCGUCAUGCUUGGUGCUGCAUGCUUGCAAAUCCCCAGAAUUUGAAUAUUUCCGCAAUGAUUCGGUGCCCCAUACAUAUUAUCGCCUUUUGCACUUGCCUUGAGGAGCUCCAAGUUUUUGUUGGUGGUGCCUAACCGGAACGCAAGUGUCUACACAAGGUUGUGGUGUGGAUACGAAGCAUACUUGGCGUUUCAAGUCGACAAACUUAUUCAGGCGGCAACGCCGGCAAAGCCUCCGAUUUGGCCCCAAGUGCUGCUGGCUUGGCUUCUGAUGUUUCCAGCGCUUCUGGUAGGUAGGUAUCAUUGUUGGUGUGAUUAUCUGAUUGUUAGAGUUGGGGAUUUCAAGACUGCCAUAUUGUUGACAAGGGUAACGAGAGCGUUAACGCUCCUGGCCAGCUUGCUGAGCCAAAACACUGGUCACAACCAAUUAACCAAUUAAUGGUUGAUUGUGAACCAUGUUGGCUGGCAGCUUGUCUUGCCUGCCUGAUUAGAUCCUUAAAUUCUUUUGUCAAGGUUGAACCUUUGCUUCCAGAAGACGAUAGGACAGUACAAUAUUCCUUGCGUAGCAUGCUGAUUUUCUAUUUCAUGCUUGCCGGAUUGGACCGGGUCAACUUGCACAUAGCAGCGCGAGAAGCGGAGCUGCUGGAAAACCAGUAUCAAGGGUCAAUUCGUCAGGCAUCCUGUUCCCAAAUCCAGGAUGAGAUGAACACUCGGAGUGAAAUCGGCAAUCAAGUCGACAAAGUUGACAAAGUAAUUGAAGUACUGUUGAAAGCUGGUAUGACAUCAGAUGCACUGCGAGAUGCACACAUGCACGGGGUCGUGCUCAGGCAUUCAGGAGUUGUCCAGUUGGCAAUCCCUCUCAUUGUGCUUGGCCCUUUCGUGAUUGAGAGUUUUUGAGCUUUGGCCAGGCACACUGUUGUGUUUUGUGCACCUGACAAUCGAGGGACUUGCAUCGACUGGUUCAACUUGUUUCUACAAGUAAUUUGUCUUAUUGCCAGGCUCAGCUUCUUGACUCUUCUUUGGAGACGCUCCGCUGAUGAAAGAUGUUUCAUGCUAAAUGCUAUGGCAAAAAUUGUUGCUCCAGUGUGGUUCUUUUGGAAUAUGUUGCCUGCUACGACCUCACACUUGAUUUUGGCAGUGGAGACUUCUUAUCACCUGUCCUACGUUGUUGUGUUUUUUUUGCUUGGUUGGGAAUCCGUGGAACUUUGAAGCUGCCUUUCGGCCCGUGGCUUGCCGAAAUCGUGUUGUCCAGGGUCAUCACAUGCCACGUCGAUAGCUAUCAAUACUCUAAGAUGGACUCCUCAUCGUCUGAUCUGAGGGUCAUGGAGCAGUUGUCGCCCGAUCCGUUUGAGCAGGAGGAGUUCCGUAGUGACGGCUCCGAAUGAUUUUGGGGCGGAUGCACUUUGUGUGGGCAAUCUCAUGGAAAAGCACAGUAUUGAACAAGUUGAUGUGUUCCUUUACAUAUAUUUGAGUUUGACCUGGUCUAGUUGUUCGGGUGUCUCCAUCAGCCGGACUUAUGUUCUUGGUCAAUCAACCCCUUUGACCAUCGCUGCUCAGUGGGGAGAGCCUUAAAAGUGGGUAUUUGUGUCACGGUGCAGGAGGAUAAUCUUUCACAAUCCCCCCAGAAAAAGCCAACACACAUGAAAAGAGGGCUUAGUAGACAAUGGCCCAAAUGCCCCAGACAAGAGAUUGGAAUUGAUUCUGCCGAGCAGUCUUGAAUGAUGAUGUGGCGCUGUGCUUAUAUAACAUUGAACAUUAAGGCGGUAAGCUAACACAGGACGUAGUACGCUGACUGGCGCCAGUACUUGUAAAACGCUGCCGAAAAGAAUCAACACACACACACCGAUGCAUGAAGGGUUAAGCAAUUUUGCACAUUGAUUUUGAGGGUUGCUCAAGUCUUCUGAGGCCGAACUUGUUGGCGCCCAAAGGCUUGGCGCCUCCCAAGGGCAUCGCCCAACCUGAGCCGUUGCGGACCUACCUGGAACCGCCUGUGAUCGAGCCCAUGAUGGGAGGACACAGUGCAGGUGACCCGCUCUGUGCAACUCUUGGAAGCUCCGAGGCGUUGCCUUGUGGCUUUGGCCCGUCUCCCGGAAGUGGCGGGGCCAUGCCUCUGAGCAUGCCAGAGCCCGUGACCAGCCUCAAGCAUCUAGCAGGCAUCAGUGCAAAGCAGGACCAAGAGAUCCUUCACACCCUUCAGUCCAGUGGCUUGGCGCUGAAUUUGAAGAGCCUGGAUGAGCCGGAAGCGGAUAUCAACCAGAUGCUGUCGAUAGCCACACAGGGCAGUGCGCAUGAGUCCAAGACCUCGUCGGCGAUGCCGGAGCCAGCAACAGCUUCCAAAGUGCGGCUGAAAAGCGGCUCCAUGGUCGAGGCGGAGGAAUAUGUUCGAGGCUACCGUCCCCAGAGCCACGCCCACAGCAUCCAGUAUCCAAGUGGAGUGCGGGUGGAUUUUCGGGAGUUGGCGCCAGUGAUGCGGGUGGUGGCCAUCGCCAACUCCCAGUCGCUGCUGCGCAUCCAGCAGGCCAUCGACAGUGGCAUGCACGUUCGAACCGCCUUGCACGCCUUCAGGGAGUGUGACCGGGAUGGCUGUGGCUUCCUGACCUGGAGCAAUGGCCAGAUCCGAGAUUUUGUGAUGACGGUCUUCAUCCAAUUGGGCCUAGUGCCCCCCGCCGAGAUGCAGACUUACGCAGCCCACACACUCUUCGACAUGAACAGGACCAUGUGCCUGUCGGCGUGCGAUUGCCUCUGCUUGGUGGAUGCCUUGCUCCGCGCCAUUUUCCUGGUGGAUGGGCAAGAGCAGGCCAGCCGCCGGCCUGUCUCGUCCUUUUCCUCCAGCCUCAGCUCUCCAGUGGCUGAGGAGCUGAAGCAGGCACAGGCGGAGACAGAGAGGCUGAGGCAAGAGCUUGAGGAGUUGAAGGCGGCUGAAGCUGCAGCAGCUGAAGAUGAACACCUUGGGAGGUUGGGGCGGCAAUCGCCUGCAAAAGCGAGCCAAGGCGCUCCGCUGCCACUCCGGGGGCCGCCGGCUCCAGCGCGCCAAGUCCGUGCCCAGCGGCUGCCAAGCCCCCACGAGGUGCUCUCGUUAUGGCUGCAUUGGCUGGAGAGGCUUUGGCGGAAGGGCACCAGGAACGCGGGCCAGCGCAGCGCAGUGGCCUUGAGGAGUAUGACCGCACGGUGCAUGAGCUGAUGUCUCGGGUGCUUGGCCGUUCGGAGGAUCUGGGUUCUCCAGGACGAAGCGUCCUGGAGCCCGUGACUCUGCAUUGAGGGACGCAUUGCGUUCCUCGCCCAUCCAGUCGCCUGCGGUGGCUGCGGCCGCAAGGCCCAGGAACGAUCAGAAACGAAGGGAAUCGAUCUCGGAGAUUUGGCACAGGAUGUUUGAGUCUGAAUUAAGACUGGAUGCCAACACGGUAUGCAGCCUGACGCUUCUGAAAGUGAGG